Piliocolobus tephrosceles (Ugandan red Colobus) is the source of this 1535-nucleotide messenger RNA. RefSeq names its product heterogeneous nuclear ribonucleoprotein A3. The record is from RefSeq and is a predicted model, not a curated record. Lineage: Eukaryota; Metazoa; Chordata; Mammalia; Primates; Cercopithecidae. Gene Ontology annotation, biological process: mRNA splicing, via spliceosome. Gene Ontology annotation, molecular function: mRNA 3'-UTR binding. The transcript has a single exon. Gene Ontology annotation, cellular component: catalytic step 2 spliceosome. Bases 36 to 1175 code for a protein of 379 amino acids.
GAACUCGAGUUGGAAGAGGCGAGUCCGGUCUCAAAAUGGAGGUAAAACCGCCGCCCGGUCGCCCCCAGCCCGACUCCGGCCGUCGCCGUCGCCGCCGGGGGGAGGAGGGCCAUGAUCCAAAGGAACCAGAGCAGUUGAGAAAACUGUUUAUUGGUGGUCUGAGCUUUGAAACUACAGAUGAUAGUUUAAGAGAACAUUUUGAGAAAUGGGGCACACUCACAGAUUGUGUGGUAAUGAGAGACCCCCAAACAAAACGUUCCAGGGGCUUUGGUUUUGUGACUUAUUCUUGUGUUGAAGAGGUGGAUGCAGCAAUGUGUGCUCGACCACACAAGGUUGAUGGGCGUGUAGUGGAACCAAAGAGAGCUGUUUCUAGAGAGGAUUCUGUAAAGCCUGGUGCCCAUCUAACAGUGAAGAAAAUUUUUGUUGGUGGUAUUAAAGAAGAUACAGAAGAAUAUAAUUUGAGAGACUACUUUGAAAAGUAUGGCAAGAUUGAAACCAUAGAAGUUAUGGAAGACAGGCAGAGUGGAAAAAAGAGAGGAUUUGCUUUUGUAACUUUUGAUGAUCAUGAUACAGUUGAUAAAAUUGUUGUUCAGAAAUACCACACUAUUAAUGGGCAUAAUUGUGAAGUGAAAAAAGCCCUUUCUAAACAAGAGAUGCAGUCUGCUGGAUCACAGAGAGGUCGUGGAGGUGGAUCUGGCAAUUUCAUGGGUCAUGGAGGAAACUUUGGAGGUGGUGGAGGUAAUUUUGGCCGUGGUGGAAACUUUGGUGGAAGAGGAGGCUAUGGUGGUGGAGCUGGUGGUAGCAGAGGUAGUUAUGGAGGAGGUGAUGGUGGAUAUAAUGGAUUUGGAGGUGAUGGUGGCAACUAUGGCGGUGGUCCUGGUUAUAGUAGAAGAGGGGGCUAUGGUGGUGGUGGACCAGGAUAUGGAAACCAAGGUGGAUAUGGUGGCGGUGGUGGAGGAUAUGAUGGUUACAAUGAAGGAGGAAAUUUUGGCGGUGGUAACUAUGGUGGUGGUGGUGGGAACUAUAAUGAUUUUGGAAAUUAUAGUGGACAACAGCAGUCAAAUUAUGGACCCAUGAAAGGGGGCAGUUUUGGUGGAAGAAGCUUGGGCAGUCCCUAUGGUGGUGGUUAUGGAUCUGGUGGUGGAAGUGGUGGAUAUGGUAGCAGAAGGUUCUAAAAACAGAAAAGGGCUACAGUUCUUAGCAGGAGAGAGAGCGAGGAGUUGUCAGGAAAGCUGCAGGUUACUUUGAGACAGUCGUCCCAAAUGCAUUCGAGGAACUGUAAAAAUCUGCCACAGAAGGAACGAUGAUCCAUAGUCAGAAAAGUUACUGCAGCUUAAACAGGAAACCCUUCUUGUUCAGGACUGUCAUAGCCACAGUUUGCAAAAAGUGCAGCUAUUGAUUAAUGCAAUGUAGUGUCAAUUAGAUGUACAUUCCUGAGGUCUUUUAUCUGUUGUAGCUUUGUCUUUUUCUUUUUCUUUUCAUUACAUCAGGUAUAUUGCCCUGUAAAUUGUGGUAGUGGUACCAGGAAUAAAAAA